Amoebophrya sp. A25 is the source of this 1398-nucleotide messenger RNA. The record is from the annotation of a GenBank genome assembly. Lineage: Eukaryota; Dinophyceae; Syndiniales; Amoebophryaceae.
CCUGUUCUCCCUGUUUCCGACCAGCGACUUGAAGAAUAAGGAAGACCUGUUGAGAAAGAACAGAUCUAGAACUAGAUCUUUAGUCAACUUAAACUUAUAUAAAUUGCAAAUAGAGACCUACUAUAAUCUUGUUUUUCUAUCUUUCCUAGGUAGGCUGGCUCCACCAGAAAUAAAGAUAAAACAAGAAGAUGCCGGAGACGACGUCAGCGCCCGCUGCCUCUACUUCAUCGGCGACUGCGCCAGUGGUACACCCACAGCCUGAAGGCGGAGCCGACAAUGGAAAAGCCCCUCCGAUGAAGCGGCAGAGAGAGAAAAAGACGGCAGAGGAAAUUGCUGCGGAUACGGCGGCUAAGAAGGCGAAGAAGGAGCAGAAACAGGCUAAAAAAGAGCAAGCCAAAGCGGAGCGAGAAUCUGACAGAGUAGAAAGAGAGCUGCAUCGAGCAGCACAGGAAGUGGACAAACAGGUAGUCUACUUACACCUUAGGAAUAUGUAUAUAGCUUAAGCUUCGUCCAGAUCCAUGCUCAUGUUGCUGUUGUCAUAGGUGGAUGGAUCACCCAUCUCAGAGAUUCGCCUUCCAUGUACUCAGAGAAUCUACUUUACAGGAAGCCAUCAGACUUCGAAAGUACCUUAAGGACUUUGGAGACCAGCUCAAGGAGCGUGUGAAAGAGCGACGUGAAAGUAUGGACUCGUUGUCUAUGACAGAGGAGGAGUUCGACUACGUUUUCAAGGGAUACACCGAUCGCAUCUGUGCGAAGAAAGUCACCACAGAAUGCACGUACCGCGAUGGCUCGAAAAAGACCUUCGUGAAAACCAAAGAGCCCGCUAUGUCUCUAACGAGAAACGAAGUGGAGGCUAUUUUUGGCAGGUCAAAGGUCACAGCAGGAAUGGCACGAGGCGAGCCGAUAGUCAUUAAAUCUAUGGUUGUCAAGCGUAUCUCCCCAUGGGAUGUCUCGCUUACGUGGGAAUUCACAUGGCGCUAACUUCUGGAAAAACGGAGCGAAAAAGAAAGUCAUCUCGAUCCGCUUUGCCGCUUAUUCCGACAACAAGAGGACAAAGGCCUAGCAGUCGUAUUCCUACUAUCACGAAAAUUUGAAUUUCAUGAAUGUGCUAGUACAAGAACGAGUAUGUAUUUAUAAUAAUUCCGUUUCCUGAUCCCGUUCCCGCCCCCUCUGCACUUCCACUUUAUGAGUUACAAAAGAAAAAAGGAUGCACAUCACAGAGAGUGAUAGAUGCAUGAUGAAGUUCUUCGUAUCUGUUCUAUUAUAUAUAUAGCACCAGAUGAUCAUUAUAGAAGACGAAGCGACAACAUAUGAUCACUUCUGCUCUGACGGAUGCUGCGUGAUGAAUGCAGAUGCAGAGAAUUCGCUGAUUUGCACAAAUGUUAGUGCUACGCCGAU